AUGAUUCAGGUUCAAGUCUUCAUUUCAAGCCUCCUACUGCUUCUUCCAGGCGCUGUGGAUUCUGAUGCAGUAGUGAAGGGGGUGGUGGGACACCCUGUCACGCUUCCACGUACUUACCCAACAGAUCAUGGAGUCACAACCACAUGUUGGGGGAAAGGGGAAUGCCAAUAUUUUUAUUGUGCAAGAACACUUAUCUGGACCGAUGGAUAUCAAGUCACCUAUCAGAGUAGCAGCCGAUACCAGCUGAAGGGGAACAUUUCGGAAGGAAACGUGUCCUUGACAAUAGAGAACGCUGUUCAGAGUGACAGUGGUCCCUACUGUUGUGUGGUGGAGAUGCCUGGAGUUUUCAGACAUAUGACCUAUUCAUUGGAAGUUGAGCCAGGUAAGGUUUCUUUGUUUCCUUUGUUUAUUUCUUGCAAGUGAACAGAGUCCUGUGUU
Molecule: messenger RNA, 438 nt
Organism: Acomys russatus (golden spiny mouse)
Lineage: Eukaryota; Metazoa; Chordata; Mammalia; Rodentia; Muridae
Product: hepatitis A virus cellular receptor 1 homolog
Exons: 2
Coding region: 1-423 (140 amino acids)
Biological process (GO): positive regulation of mast cell activation; phagocytosis, engulfment
Cellular component (GO): cell surface
Molecular function (GO): virus receptor activity; phosphatidylserine binding
Source: RefSeq, a predicted model, not a curated record